AUUUCUAUCAAUUUUUUCUCAGAUAUGCCGAUGGGCUGCUGAAAUUGUAAAUUAUUGCAGUUAAAUUUAUUAUUGAGAUAAGAUUAUUUUCAACUAAAUAUAAUGUCUGAAAGGGAAUAUGCUCCUUUGAGCUCUGCCUGUGUGAGAGCUCUACAUGACAAAUUAUAUGAAAAAAGAAAAACUGCUGCACUUGAAAUAGAAAAAAUGGUCAGAGAAUUCCAUAGUGUUAAUAACACAUCACAAAUUCGAAGGCUACUUAAAGUACUUGGCCAGGACUUUGCUGUAUCUCAAAACCCUCAUGCAAAAAAAGGGGGCCUCAUAGGGCUUGCUUCAAUUGCUGUGGCAUUAGGAAAAGACUCUGAAAUAUAUAUGGAUGAGUUGUUGAAUCCUAUCUUGAGUUGUUUAUCAGACCAGGACUCAAGAGUUAGAUAUUAUGCUUGUGAAUCCUUAUAUAAUGUUGUUAAAAUUGCAAGAAAUGCUAUUUUAUCCCAUUUCUGUCCAAUUUUCAAUGCUUUAUGUAAACUUGCAACUGAUCCUGAUCAAAAUGUUAAAAGUGCAUCAGAACUUUUGGAUAGAUUAAUGAAGGAUAUUGUAACAGAAUGUCUAGUAUUCGAUCUAGAAAGUUUUUUACCAUUAUUGAGAGAAAGAAUAUCUAGUAGAAACUCUUUUGCACGGCAGUUUGUUAUAGCAUGGAUUUCUGUGUUGAAUAUGGUGCCAAAUUUGAAUCUCAUCAGCCAUUUACCUGAUAUUCUAGAUGGAUUAUUCAAAAUUCUUGAUGAUCCAAUAAUAGAAGUUAAAAAAAUGUGUGAAGCAUUGCUUGGAGAAUUCUUGAGGAAUAUAAAGAGCGACCCAUCCAAUGUAAAUUUUUCAGAGAUGAUAAACAUUUUGAUUGUUCAUGCUCAAGAGAAAAAUGAUGAUUUAGUUCAGUUUACUGCUAUAACUUGGAUAAAAGAAUUCGUCCAAUUAUCUGGUCCUCAUAUGCUUCCCUAUAUGUCAGGCAUUUUCACUGCAGUACUACCUUGCCUUUCAUAUGAUUCGGAUGCCCGGAGAAUGACAGACAUUAAGGAAACUGCAACCGCUAUUAAUUACACUUUGAUGAAGCUCUUGUCCUUACAAGGAGAAAAUCCAGAAGGCGUAGAAUCAACCAGGCCUAAUUCAGAUGGAACUACGGAAAAUAUUGAUUUGACGACAGUGGUUACUGUGCUUACACAGUUUUUGGCCCACAAUUCUAUUCAAACAAAAGUGGCAGUCCUCAAGUGGAUCUAUGACUUGUAUUUGAAAAUGCCAGAACAGGUGGCGCCCCAUCUAGAAGUUUUAUUUCCAGCAUUACAAAGGACACUAUUAGAUCAAUCCGAUGAAGUUGUCCAACAAUGCCUUGUGGUUAUUGCUGAAAUUAUAUCACCAUACCUCGAAAAUGUAGUGAAUGAAAAUGUUCCAGAUUCUGUUGAGUGGAAUUUUUUGAAAGAAUUUUGGGAGGAAUCUGAUAUGUCCACUAUUGCUGAAGAUUCACACAAAAGCAAUUCAGAUCAUCAUGAAAGAGUAGAAGCAGCUAUUGACAAAAUUGUUAGUAGUGAAAGCACUCAGUCUAUAGUCAAUAAAGACGAGCCAAAUGAAGUUCCAUACUUCACAAAAUUCAUAUCGGGUUUAUUGAAUUCCUUCAAGGUGAAUAACGAAUUGUUGGACGAAAGAGGAUCUUUCAUCAUAAGACAACUGUGCAUGCUAUUGAGGGCUGAAACUAUUUAUUUGGCAAUAGCUGAAAUCCUUCGGAAGGAAACAGAUUUCAUAUUUGUUUCAUUAAUGGUAGAACAUUUGAAUAUGAUUUUGUUAACAUCUUCUGAGUUAUUUGAGUUACGUGAAAGAUUGAAAUAUUCAUAUCAAAAGAAGGACAAUUUUGUUAUCUUCAUUUGUCUGUAUAGAACAUGGCGUUUCAAUGCAGCUGCCACUGUGGCUCUAUGUUUUUUAACUCAACAUUUUGAAUGUGCCUGUAAUAUAAUCAAACUAUUAGGUGAUAUGGAAAUCACAGUGAACUUCCUCACAGAAAUAGACAAAUUUGUCCAAUUAAUUGAAUCUCCAAUUUUUGCCUUUCUAAGAUUAGAAUUAUUGGAAGUACCAUGUGAUCAGAAUUUAGUUAGAGCUUUGUAUGGUCUACUGAUGCUGUUACCACAAAGUGACGCUUUUCAUACAUUAAAAGCGAGACUUGAUUGCAUACCCAGUUUGAAAUUAAUGCACGAUAUCAGGUGUAAAGAUAAUUGCAGUGAGAAAGUUCGACGAAAAACACCAGUGCACCAUUUCAAUUUGUUUGGGGAAUUUAUUGAAGCUCAAAACAAAUAUAAAGAAUUGAAAAAAAAAUCUAGAGUCAGCGAUAUUACUACGAGAAACAGGAAAUUUUCAAAAUAAUGUCAGAACAAAUAUUUUAUAUUGAUAUAUUUACAUUCCCGAUUUUCUCCUUGAUACCAAAUAUUGAGUGAAAGUAUUAUUAAUAAGUUGUUAAUUAUUUUGGCGAGUUUGUGAUAGCUUUAAUUGUGAAAAUUUUGUGUAAAAGAAAAUUACAGUCGAGUAUAUCUAUAAAAAUUUAUAAAUUUCAUAUAAUUCAUCUGUUCAUUGUUCAUUGUUUAUAUGAACUUUCAUGUUCAAACUAUUUUAUGAAUAAAAGCAUAAUUUUUUCUAAAA
Messenger RNA from Coccinella septempunctata (seven-spotted ladybird), 2670 nucleotides. Its product is annotated as protein VAC14 homolog. The transcript is spliced from 16 exons. Gene Ontology annotation, biological process: phosphatidylinositol biosynthetic process; positive regulation of kinase activity. Gene Ontology annotation, cellular component: endosome membrane; PAS complex. NCBI's taxonomy places the organism in Eukaryota, Metazoa, Arthropoda, Insecta, Coleoptera, Coccinellidae. The record is from RefSeq and is a predicted model, not a curated record. Bases 103 to 2397 code for a protein of 764 amino acids.